This is a messenger RNA of Mytilus trossulus (common blue mussel), 3119 nucleotides long. RefSeq lists its product as uncharacterized. NCBI's taxonomy places the organism in Eukaryota, Metazoa, Mollusca, Bivalvia, Mytilida, Mytilidae. The transcript has 5 exons. Gene Ontology annotation, cellular component: endoplasmic reticulum. Bases 6 to 1673 code for a protein of 555 amino acids. The record is from RefSeq and is a predicted model, not a curated record. Gene Ontology annotation, molecular function: ubiquitin binding.
ACAACAUGGCGGAUUCUUGUCGUCCUGCUAGUCGUCAUGGAGGGAGGUACAGCGCAAAUCAUGACCAUGCAGACGUCCAGUACUCUGACAAUCUUCCGUCUUACUCUACAGUGGAAUACAGAAAUGUUGACGAAAUGUAUAGACAAAACCACAGUCCUGUCCUAAUGGAAAGAACAAUGGAACGUCCAAGAACUGGACGAGGCUAUAGACGAAUUCGACCGCAAUCUCGUGGAGGCAGAGAAGAAAUUUUUGAUGAAACAAAAACUGGAAGACCUACUUCAAGAGUUGGAUUUAGACCUGAUACAUUUGAUAGACAUGACUAUGAUGAAUUUUCAAGACAAGAACCAAGAGUUGUCUCUGAGAGUAGUGAUUCAGAAAAUUCUUCGCCAGGGGGAGGUAAUAACUCUCCAAUUGGAAACAGUCCCUCGCAAAAGAUGUCACCAUCACAAAUGUCUGUAUCACCAGCUGAGGGAUAUUUGUCUGCUCAGUCACCCUCUGCAUUUAGAUUAUUAUCUAGAGAAACUGUUAACCAGAGAAGUCCUCUUGGAAGUCCAUACCAAACACAAACAAAUCAAAGGAGUCCAUUAAGUAGUCCACCUUAUCAAGGAGAUCCUGGAAUUCAGAAAAGCCCCCUGGGAAGUCCUUACCACAGUCAUCGAUCACCUAGACGACAACAACAACAACAGCCUGAUUAUCCUAAUGAGGAACAAGUUUUUGACUUUGAUGGCAAUUCAUACGACAAAAGAUAUGAGAAUCCCCUGUCUUAUACAGGAAAUGAACAAUAUCAGUACACUGAUACUCAACAUCAGGAUAGCCAAUCAUAUGGUGAUUAUGGGGUAUCCUCAGAAAAUCCACCAGAUGGGUAUGCCCCAAUUUUAAGUGGUAAAAAUAGAUAUAAAUAUGGACAUUAUCAGAAUGUGGAUAAUUCAGAUACAUAUCAGUCAGAUGUCAUGCCUGUUCAUGAAGAGCCUCAAACUCCUAGACCCCCAUCUUCUAGACCACGGUCAUCACGACCAAAGUCUGCAAGAAAGAGACCACAAAGUGGUAGAAAACGGCAGGAAGAGCAAUAUGUAAAUGAUGAUGCUUAUAGCCAGGCUGCUGACUCAACAAUGGUACGACCUCAUUCUUCCUUCUUACGAUACAAACCACUUCCUGCAAUAGGAGCUAAUGAAACAAUGUCCAAUCAGGAAAGAGCUGAUGAACUUGCUGAACAAACAAAACAAUUGCAUUUACACGAGCAGCAGAGAUCAGGAUCAGCUGCUAGUAAAGGCUCAGGAUCAUUUACUCAACAGCCAUUUUCGUCAGCAAAAGACAUAUUAAACAGUGGGCCGGAUAAUUUGCAGAAUACAACAGAUCAGGAGGAUUCAGGUGCUAACGAAGACCAAGAAUUUCAACAUUUCAGACCUCAUAGAUUGUCAGACGAACCGGGAGAUAAUGAAGAAAGACUGUUAUUGGCUGUUAAACUUCCAGAUGGUAAACGGGUCCAGCGGCAUUUCCGCAUCACUGAAAAGUUAGAGUCAGUGAAACAAUACGCUGAAAAUGUUCUAUGUUCAGAUUUGUCACAGUAUACUUUAUCUUGUAAUGCACCAAGAGCUGUUUUUACGGACUUGUCCCAGCUCAUUGGUGAAGCAGGGUUGCAAGAUAGAACUUUACUUUUAUUGGUGGAAAGAUAAGACUUGAGUUAUUUUUAGAACAAAAUAUUUAAAUGGGGGUCAAAAUUUAGUUGUUUAUAAGGAUUUUGAAUCUCAUUUUUUUGUUUAUUGCCUGUUAAAAUAUUUUGAUUUUGUAACAGUUAGUAAAUUACAUCUUAUUAAGGAUUGUUCAUGAAAUCUUGAAUUCAUCAAUUUUAUUGGCAUUAGAUAACAGUUCUACCCUAUGAUGUCAAAAUAAUUAUUUAUAUAAACUAUAAGAAAAUGCAAAAAUUUUAAAUAACAUGUUCAAUAAAGAGAAUGCCUAUGUUGUCAAAAAUACACGUCUAUGAUCAUGUUAGAAUUCUUCAAUAAUACGUAAAUAUAAUUUCAAUAAUUUUUGAUAUAAUGCAGAAAUUUUAAAGUGAAUGAGAAUUUCACUUUAUCCAUAUAAAGAACUAUCUUUGAUAAAGUAUAUAUUAUAAAUGAAAAUAAUCUGUUAUUAUGAUCAGUUAAAAAUUUGAAAUAUUUAAAGCUGUUUAGUUGCUUUUCAAUUGAACCCUUACAUGAUUUUGAAACUAUUUUUGAGUAUAUUUGAAAAUGCUGUACUCAAAGAAUGCAAGACAUUGACAAAAUUUUCAUGAUUCAUAAUUCAUUGAUAAAUGUUAAGUUGUCAUGAUUAGGUCUGUUUCUGAUAUUUUAAAAGCAAUAGGUCAAGAAUGUGUUGUAUAUAGAAUGAUUGUAAGGUGUACAAAUCCAUCUUUCAUGGUUGUUCAGACAUUGACCUUGUUUUCAUGGACAUAAUUUGAUAGUAUUAAGUUAUUGUGAUAUCUUUUGUAAAACUUAGAUUUUAAAGACUUUUAAUAUUAACAAUUAUCAGGAUCAAUAACACAGGCUAAACAUUUGAGUUUGUUUACACUCUUUCAGUUUCAACAGACUGGGUUUUUUUUUAAAUUUAUUUGCAUUUGACAAUAGUAUCUUGCUUUACCAAAGACACAGCAUGUAUAGACAUUGGCACUUAUCAUGCUUAUAUAUAUUUUUUUCUUUUUUGGGGGGAAAUUUAUACACACUGUGACAGUAUAUUGUGUUUUUUGUUUUACUACUUGUAAAAUUAGAAUUUUGUAUAUUUUUUUUCGAUUUAUUUAACACUUUGACAAAUACUUUUUGGUACAUAUUGUUUAUAAAUUGUGUAAAAGAUUAAACAUUUAAAAAAAUCUCAUGUAAUACCCCAUCAUAAAAGUCUUUUAACUAAGACUUUUGGUGAUUCAAUGCUUGCCAUAUUUAUUUUUGUAGACAACUGUCUAUUGUUUAAGACUAUAUCUUGACUAUUAUAUGUCUUUUGUGUCUUUUUUUUUGUCAUGGGUUGCUGUCUAAUAAAUUGACCUAUACCCCACAUCUACUUUUGUUCAGCUUCCUCCACCAAUAAAAAUUAAACACAUUUUAAUUGGUGGAGGAAGCUGAAAGCUUGAAGAGAACCACAAGUUUUGCCUG